Molecule: messenger RNA, 847 nt
Organism: Hibiscus syriacus
Lineage: Eukaryota; Viridiplantae; Streptophyta; Magnoliopsida; Malvales; Malvaceae
Product: small heat shock protein, chloroplastic-like
Exons: 2
Coding region: 110-832 (240 amino acids)
Biological process (GO): response to heat
Source: RefSeq, a predicted model, not a curated record
UGCUCACACAGCUCACCAGAACUCCAAUUUUUCUCACCUUAUUUUCCCUCGAACCAAACAAGCCAACAACAGUGUAAAAACAACAGCAACAACGUUUUCUAAAGAGAAAAUGGCUCAAGCCUUUUCAAUUCUAAGCGUUUCUUUCCCCUUUUGUUCAUCGGAUAAAGCAAGCAAUGCCUGUCAUGUUUUUCCCCUGAACUCAACACGGACCAGAUGUGUGAGUUGUAAGAAGAAGAUUAUGACGGCCAUGGCGGCGGCGGGGGAGAACAGAGAGAACCUUGACCGCUUACAGAGAGUUGGUAAACAAGAACGUGGCUCUCAAUCCAACAGGAAAAGACUUGGCCCUGUUGCACCAGUUGGGUUAUGGGACAGGUUCCCAACAGCAAGAACAGCGCAGCAAAUGAUGGAAACAAUGGAGAGAAUCAUGGAAGACCCUUUUGCUUACUCCGGCUCGUGGCCAUCGACGUUACCGACUGAAACCGGCACUUACAGCCGCGGACGGACGCCGUGGGAGAUCAAAGAAGGAGACAAAGAAUACAAGAUGAGGUUCGACAUGCCCGGGAUGACCAAAGAUGAUGUUAAAGUUUGGGUGGAAGACAAGGUGUUGGUCGUAGAAGCCGAGAAGAAGCUUAAGAAAGACGUUAAUGGCGGCGAAGAGGAUGAAGAGAAUGAAUGGUCUGCUAAGAGUUAUGGGAAAUACAACAGAAGAAUUGCUUUGCCUGAGAAUGUGGUGUUUGAGAAAAUUAAAGCUGAGGUUAAAGAUGGGGUUUUGUAUAUAAAUAUUCCAAAGGGUGGUGAUGAUGGUAUGAUUUUGGAUUUUAGUGUACAAUGACUAUAAAUGUUGAGG